AUGCUGGGUGGAGUUUGCGAUCGAAAAGGUGUGCCACCGGCAGACAAACGAGGAAAGAGGAGACGAGGAACAGACGAGGAGGAGGUAGGCAGACAGGAGCAAAAGAGAGGAGCAGUGCCCAACCUGGGUGAGGCUGCGGCUACAACACCAGAAACAGACAAUGGCUGGGAGACACGAUGCAACCUGGGUCUGGGGAAGGAGAAAGAAGGCGGUUGGCAUGGAAGAAACAAGAGAAGGGCGAGACACCAAGUCGGCCGUGGCUGUCUGCAAUAUGCUCGCACGGCGCGCGGUGUGGAGUUGUAA
Sporothrix schenckii 1099-18 is the source of this 303-nucleotide messenger RNA. RefSeq lists its product as uncharacterized. The coding region runs from base 1 to 303 and encodes 100 amino acids. The record is from RefSeq and is a predicted model, not a curated record. NCBI's taxonomy places the organism in Eukaryota, Fungi, Ascomycota, Sordariomycetes, Ophiostomatales, Ophiostomataceae. The transcript has a single exon.